GGCUUUAAUAUAAUCAAUUUGGAACCUCUCGAUCUGACCGGUUUUAUCGUAUUUACCCUUUACGGUUACGCAGUAUUCGACAUUUUACCCUUCAAUUUUGACCCCAAUUUUUGACGGUUCCAGUUACGCUGUAUCUUUAUAUGACACCCGGUGCCUCGUGCCGGGGUUUACUAACCGGGUACAACCCGUAACAAUCUCCCUCGUAUUCGUUACUUCACUCUCAUCCGGUCAUGGUAAUCUUGAGCCGUUAGGUCCUCUUCCUGCAAAAUACCUGGUAUCUUUUGUGGCUGUCCUAGAAAAACACCAUUUAUCUUGGUUGACUCCCUAUUUCGGUUGGCCAUGAAUGGACUGGGUCCACCCGUCAUCCCACCCAAAGCUCGACGGCACGAUUCCAGUGUCAUAGGAACGUCUACCAAGAAGACAGCGACAGCCGUCAGUGCCAGUAUCGAAUCAACCCUCGAGGUGUCGGCAUGUCCUCCGGAAGCUGGCCAGAAAGGUGAUUAUGUGUCGCAAAUUCCGAGCCGAGGUGAUGGAUGGCUUCCCAAUGUCGUUCGAGAUAAAUCGACGCAAGACCUAGCCAAUGUCCUGGCACAACCUGCGCUUCUAAACGCUCUCACCGAAUCACCAGGCACCAUUCACGAAUCCCGUUUUGACUCUCAUCUUACCCUGGACGCUGCAUUGACUAAGAAUAUCGAGCUCGCUGCUCAAUUGAUCGAACUAGAAUCGAAGAUCAACCAUCAACGGUCUUCGACGCAAACCCAGCUCCUUUCGACACAUGCAAUUGAGAGGCAGUGGCGUCAAAAGCAGUCUAAUAUGGAUGUCGUCUUAGGCCCCUUCUCUCCUGCCUCUCUCUACCAACGUCUGGCACAAGGGGUCCAUGAGCAGGCAGCUGUAUGUUCUGCCAUGCAGGAAAGUUUCAUAGAGAACAGCGUGGUCGGAUCGACUGCUUUGGAGAGAGAAGUCGUGGACUGGAUUCGCGGAUAUAAAGAUGCAAAGACUCUGUAUUAUCUUCGCCAGGAACGUAAGAAUCGGUGGGACGAGGGUCGAGUGGCUGGUUGGAGAUAA
This is a messenger RNA of Sodiomyces alkalinus F11, 1065 nucleotides long. RefSeq lists its product as hypothetical. Gene Ontology annotation, cellular component: ESCRT I complex. NCBI's taxonomy places the organism in Eukaryota, Fungi, Ascomycota, Sordariomycetes, Glomerellales, Plectosphaerellaceae. Gene Ontology annotation, biological process: ubiquitin-dependent protein catabolic process via the multivesicular body sorting pathway; protein targeting to membrane; protein targeting to vacuole. Bases 340 to 1065 code for a protein of 241 amino acids. The transcript is spliced from 2 exons. The record is from RefSeq and is a predicted model, not a curated record.